GUAUUUCAAUUCGGGGAAAGUUGGACCAAAAAGUGUUCCCCGACUGGGACCAAAUUAGCCCCAAUCAGGGACUUGCGUUUAAAAUGGGAAGAAAUCGCAGCCAGCUCCACCCAGCCACCGAAACAAUCGAAGGAGAGCUCAUCAACCUGUGUCAUCUUCCUCUUCCUUGUCCUAUAAAAGGCUACCAUAACACCCUCCAUUCUUCACCAUUUCUUACAAAGUUUCAUUCUAUUCUGUUACUGGGAGUGAGGAGAACGCGGUGGUGCUGUCAUAUUGGUGUGAGGUCGCCGGAGUUGAGAGCUAUCGUCGCCGGAAGUUUCGUCAGAAAAUCUUCAAAACCUUUAUUUACCCUCGAGGCAUGUUCUUUGGAGAAGGCCAUUGAUGCUUGUGCAUGGAAGCUUACUGCAUUCCAGCGCUUAGAUUUCACUUGUGAUGACGUUCUAGAUUACCUCAAGAAGGACAACUUUAUUGGUAAAGGAGGUGCGGAUAUAAUCUACAACGGACUUAUGCCUAAUGGUGAACAAGUUGAUGCAUGUUCUUUGGAGAAGGCCAUUGAUGCUUGUGCAUGGAAGCUUACUGCAUUCCAGCGCUUAGAUUUCACUUGUGAUGACGUUCUAGAUUACCUCAAGAAGGACAACUUUAUUGGUAAAGGAGGUGCGGAUAUAAUCUACAACGGACUUAUGCCUAAUGGUGAACAAGUUGAUGUGAAUAGGUUUCCAGCCAUGAGCCAUGGAUUCACAUGAUCACGGGUUCAAUGCAGAAUUACAGACUCUUGGGAGGAUCUAGCACAGACACAUUGUCAAAUUAUUAGAUUUCUGUUCAAACUAUGAGACAAAUCCUUUGGUUUAUGAGUACAUGCCAAAUGGGAUUUAACUGAAAUGAUCCAUGGCAAGAAAGGUGGGCAUUCACAUUAGGACACAAGGUACAAGAUAGCUAUGAAGGCUGCAAAGGGACUGAUUAUCUCCAUCACGACUGCUCCCCUUUGACCCUUCAUCGUGACGUGAAAUCAAACAACAAUUUUCUCGACUCAAACUAUAAAGCUCAUGUUGCUGAUUUCGGACUUGCCAAGUUCAUGCAAGAUUCUGGAACAUCCGAGUGCAUGUCUGCCAUUGCUGGUUCCUAUGGAUACAUACUGGAAUAUCCGAGUGCAUGUCUGCCAUUAAGUGUUUUGUGUUAGAGAUGGUCUUAGGCAUCUUACAUUGCCUCU
This is a messenger RNA of Cuscuta campestris, 1207 nucleotides long. Lineage: Eukaryota; Viridiplantae; Streptophyta; Magnoliopsida; Solanales; Convolvulaceae. The record is from the annotation of a GenBank genome assembly.